GUGGCUUUCAUGAUGGCAUCCAAUAUCACCACCACCAUCUCCUCCACUCCAUUAUCUCUGCCCAUCAGCCCCUCAGCUAAGGGUGGCAUUGCGAUCCUGACCCUGGCGUUCGUGCUGGGCUUCCCUGGGAACCUGUUUGUGGUUUGGUCGGUGCUCUGCAGAGUGAGGAAGCGGUCAGUGACUUGUUUGUUGGUGCUGAAUCUGUCCCUGGCAGAUGCUUUUGUGCUGCUCAGUGCUCCUUUGUUCUUACGGUACCUGGCUGGGGGUCGAGGCUGGGAGUUUGGUUCAGCAGCGUGCAAACUGGUGCAUUACCUGUCGAGUGUGAACAUGUACGUGUCCAUCUACCUGAUCUGCCUGAUGAGCUUGGACCGCUGGAUGGCUGUCACAAGGCCUUUUCUUUCUCAGAGAAUGCGAACCAAACGCUCCCUGCUGGUCCUCCUGCUGGUGGUCUGGGUGAUGGCCUUCAUCUUGUCACUGCCGAUGCCUUUCUACCGCAGUAAUCUGAAGAAGACAUUUCCAGGCAAUAUUACUCUGAGCUUCUGCAUACCAUACCACUGGCGCAGCGUAAAUCACAAAAUCUUCCAAUAUGUGUUUGAGACCAUCAUGGGUUGCCUGGUGCCCUUCACCCUCAUCAACAUCUGUUACGCCUCCGUCAUCUGCCGUCUGAAAAACGCCAAGUUCCAGCGCAGGAAUAAAGGCAGCCGCUUGAUCCUGCUGAUCAUCUGUGCCUUCGCCGUAUUCUGGCUGCCCUAUCACAUUGUCAACAUCAUAGAGGUGGUUGGCCUGUUGACUGGCAGUGAUUCAGUGCUCAAAGCUGCGAAAACAGCCCGUCCCAAUGUCACAGCCUUCGCCUAUUUCAGCAGCGCCGUCAACCCCAUCCUGUACGUGUUCGCCGGCAGCUCCCACAUUCGUCAGGCUGGCUUCAGCUUCAUGGCCAAACUGUUUGAGGCUACCAACUCAGAGAGCAGGAGCACGUCCUUCACCCGCAGCAGCCGUGCAAACUCUUCACCAGAUGAAACAUCUGUUCUUCACGCAAUGUCCGUCAAACUGGGGAAGGCUUUCAAAGGCAAGGACAAGGAGAGCAGCAACAGCACGGCAGGGAAAGACCUGGGCGAGUCUGUAUUCAAGACUCUAGAAAGUGCUGAGCAGCUCUAUUAG
This is a messenger RNA of Scomber japonicus (chub mackerel), 1158 nucleotides long. It is a transcript of the gene ltb4r, whose product is annotated as leukotriene B4 receptor. Gene Ontology annotation, molecular function: complement receptor activity; leukotriene receptor activity. The record is from RefSeq and is a predicted model, not a curated record. Gene Ontology annotation, biological process: complement receptor mediated signaling pathway; phospholipase C-activating G protein-coupled receptor signaling pathway; positive regulation of cytosolic calcium ion concentration. Lineage: Eukaryota; Metazoa; Chordata; Actinopteri; Scombriformes; Scombridae. Gene Ontology annotation, cellular component: plasma membrane. The coding region runs from base 10 to 1158 and encodes 382 amino acids. The transcript is spliced from 3 exons.